Messenger RNA from Ceratina calcarata, 1509 nucleotides. It is a transcript of the gene MED19, whose product is annotated as mediator complex subunit 19. Lineage: Eukaryota; Metazoa; Arthropoda; Insecta; Hymenoptera; Apidae. The coding region runs from base 196 to 924 and encodes 242 amino acids. Gene Ontology annotation, biological process: positive regulation of transcription by RNA polymerase II. The record is from RefSeq and is a predicted model, not a curated record. Gene Ontology annotation, molecular function: transcription coregulator activity; transcription factor binding. The transcript has 5 exons. Gene Ontology annotation, cellular component: mediator complex.
AUGUACUGUAUAUAUAUAGUAAUACCUGAUCUAGAAACAGCUAUGAACAAACUGUGAUUUUUGUUGUGCAUUACGCGACGUACGAAAAGGAAAGAAUGAAGUACAUAAACAAUUGUUAAUCGGUUGAUACUUCGCUAACAAAUGAACGUGAGAACGAGAAUCGGUUGUGAAGGUGCCAUGAAGUAAAAUCAAAGGAUGAUGAUGGGUGAUCAGUUUCGUAGCAAAGUGGAGCAGUACUCACCAAAAUCAUCACCCAGGGGUGCUCGUUCCCCUGUUGUAUCACGUCAAGAUUCAACAGGGACACUUAAGACAACCAUUUCCCUGGGCAAAAAUCCCUCUAUCGUCCACAGUGGUCCUUUCUACUUGAUGAAGGAACCCCCUGGAGAAAGUGAGCUGACAGGGGCAACAAACUUGAUGGCCUAUUAUGGCCUAGAACAUUCUUACAGUAAAUUUAGUGGUAAAAAACUUAAAGAACAACUUUCUUCAUUCUUGCCUAAUCUACCUGGGAUUAUAGAUAGACCUGGUCACUUGGAUAAUAGUUCGUUGAGGUCUGUGAUUGAGAAGCCUCCAAUAGGAGGAAAAGAUUUAGUACCAUUAACAAGUGUUCAAUUAGCUGGAUUUCGUUUGCAUCCUGGCCCAUUACCAGAGCAGUAUCGUUAUGUUAAUCAAGCUCCCCAAAGAAAACAUAAGAAUAAACACAAGAAACAUAAGCACAAACCAGGGGAAGUUCCCAGUGGCCAAGAAGCGACAACUACAGAUAUCGGUGGCUCUGAUACUCACGAAAAGAAACAUAAGAAACAGAAAAGACACGAUGAAGAAAAGGAAGCUCGGAAGAAACGGAAAAAGGAGAAGAAGAGGAAAAAGCAGAAACACAGUCCUGAACAUAGCGGCGGCUUAACACCGUCCCAACAUUCCAAUUCGUGAUCUUCAAUUUCACCCCUUUCGUUUGUUGUACCUACUUUUUGAUCCGACGUCGUGAACUUUUCUUUCUGCUUAUCGUGUACAUAUAUAUAUAUAAUAUACCGUAAGGAAACAUAUUUUUGACCCAGCCGUUUUUCAUUUCUCGAAAAUAUAUCGUAAUAUCCAUUCGUUCUCACCGAUCGAUUUCAUGGAAACGUAAUUCCAAACGAUACCUGAUUUUCUUUUUAUGAAAACUAUGUUCAUUUUUGUUUUCCAAGUGUCGUAGAAUUGUAUACUUGUAAAGUCGACGACGCACCAUUAAUUUCAGUAAAAGUUUUGAUACAACUGCAUAAUUUUAUAAGUUACAUGGUAAGGUAUAAAUAUAGAACUGAAUACGUGAACAGUAAGUGAACACGAUGUAUCGCUGUCAUCUAUUACCAUUUGUAAAUAUUAUAUCAGAAAAGAAACAAUGAUUGAUGAUAAUGUUUUCUACCAUGCCAAAAAUAGCGUUCUCUUUCUCGUGAUCCGUAACCGAAAUUAUGCAUUAUGAGAAUUUGAAAUACGUGUGUUUAGUACUAUGAUAGUGAAUCAAUAAAAAUAAUUAUAAAA